UAAAUGUUAUUUUAAUUGGUUCAAUCGGUCGUGUGUGUGACGGUUGGAGUACAAAGGGAAAAUACCGACACACAGCGUAUUUUUUUUUAUUAGCCAUAUAUUGGCAUUUGGUGUGUGUAUGUCCCACUCCAGUGUGUUAAUAAAUAAAAAUGAUGACAAAAUGCACAACAAGCAGCCGGUAUCCAUACACACAAACUGUGCCGUUUCAUUUUUUUGUGGAAUGAAAUUGUGAUUACAAUUUAUUUAGACGAGUCGUCAGAUCGUUUUGGGCCUAUUGAAAUAAUUAAAAUUGAUCUUAUUGGAAUUGGAAAAUAGUGCGAAGACAAUCAAACACACACACGAAAAUGAUGGCGACGCUCAUCUGCUCUCUAUUCGUCGAUAUAAUUGACUUGCAUAUUCUUAAUGAAUUCUUUUGAAAUGGAACAAUUGAACAAUAACAAUAACAACGACCAAACAUCCGAAUGUCAAACUAUUAUCGUUGAUAUUUGAGAGCGAAAGUGAGCGAAAUAGAAGAAAAAAUGCGAGAUAUCAAAUGUGCGGAAGUGAGAGCGAGAAGGGGGAAUAUGCAGAAGCUAGAGUGAGAAAUAGCAAGAAAAUGAGAUAACAAAAGCCAGAGUGUAUGGUAACGAAUGAGCGAGAAAACUCCAUAGCAAUAUAAAGACCGAGAGAUAAAAACGCAAAUCAAGUGCAAAGAAGAAACAAUAAUAUCGGAACUACUAUCGAGUUGUGAGCCUCGGAGAGCCCGCGUUGAGAAUGAUUCAUAUUUUGAUGAAAAUGAAGUAGAAAGCGUACAAAUUCGUAGCUAAAAAUAGUCGACCGCCAGGCAAACAAAAACAAACAAACACACACAAUUCAUAAAACCAUUCACUUUUUUGUUGUUGUUGCUCGCGAUAACAGAGUCAUAUAGACUCAGCACAGAGAGUGGGCAUAUUCUUCUUGGUGAACUAUCCUAUCUUUCUCUCUGUGUGAACGAAAAAAAAGAGCAAAUGCCAAAAAACCAUAUGAAAAGUAAUAUAAAUGAAUGUCAUUUUUUUUCGGCCAAUUUUAAUAGCCGAAAAUAUAGUGUGGCAAAAAAAGAAAGAGCAACUGAAAACUUCCUUGAAAUUCCAAGGCAUUCAAAGAGUCAUUACGACAACGAUGACGAUGACGACGUGCCAUUUGUGCGUAUACAAAUGCCGCCGCCGCUGCUGCUGCUGAUCGCAUAUGAAUUUUUCGUUUUCAUUAUUUUCGCUUUGUUUGUUUAUUUUUCAACUAAAAGCAUAUGCUGGAAGUAUUUAAAAAAGAAAUACACGCUAGUUAUAUUAUUGUUUACAAUACCGUGUUUUACUGAUAUAUGUAGUAUAUUUGCCGAUAUGUUGAGAACGAGUGCAAGUGAGAUAGAGUGAUAGUCGUUGUCGUCGUUGUUCGUUGCUAUUGUUGUUUUAUUUUUUUCGGAAUAAAAAAAAACCGAUAUUUUUACUGUUGCACAUAUUUAUUGAAACGCACACCACUCUCUCACGCACACAUACACUCACUCACUCACUUACGACACAGAGAAAAAUAUGUGUAUGCAAGAUAUGAACGGGGAACCGCGUCAAUUUUAAGUGACCGCAACAUGUGUCGAUAAGCCAGUCCAGUUCUCACUCUCGACUCCAUUCAGUCAGUUGAUUCUACUUUGCACUUGUUUUGUUUUAUUUUUAUGCUCUUGGUUUUGUUCGUCGUUUCUUUUCGCCUGUACAUUUUUUUUUUCUCUUCCUCGUUUUAUAUCAUUUUAACAUUAACAUCGCGAUAUAUGCGUAUAGUUUGUUUAGUGAUAUCGAUUGGUUUGCAUCGACCGAACCAUCCAAUUUCAUUCAUUUUUUUUAUUCUCAAACGUUUCGGUUGUUAUUGUGUCCCUUUGUUUCGCGUGUUCAAAAACAUAUGUCAGUCAAACGAAGACAAAAUUAGUUGAUUGUGACAUAUUUCAAAUGUUCCGUGCAUCGAAACUGAUUGAGUAUGAGAGCAGAGCUAGAGAAAGCCGGCCAAAACGCACACUUCACGCAAUUCAAUCGUAUUGAGAUGAGACAUCACUUUGACCGAGUUUCAUCGAGAUACGAAUAUUUUGGCCGCAUUUUCAAUACAUUUUCUGUUCGGUGUUUACAAUUUGUUUGGAUUUUGAUCACAGUUUCUUGUGGUAAAAUAUCGAUCGGUAGAAAUACCGAAAAUCAUAUCAAGAAAAUUCCCGUUUCUUAUUCGGAUUGCAUGUGGACUAUGAAUUUCUACUCGACGAAUUGACUUGAAAAACAUUUUUGAAAUCCGUUCAUGGUUGUUUGGUGAAAUUUGGAAAUUCGAAUUGAAAUCAUUUUUAGCUCGAAGUUUCGUCGAUGUAAAUAUUGCAUGUGAUAUGCGAAAGCAAUUACGAGAUUAUUGUUGAACUUUUGUACAAACAUUUACGAUAUAGAAAACAACAAGUACAUUGAAAUAAGUAAAAAAGAACAAAACGAAAAGCAAAGAAGAAUAAAAGAGCAAAUUAGUACCAUAUUUAAGGCGAAAAAAUACAGAAAAAAAUCUCAAAAAUCCACUGGAUUGAAUAACGCUGCAUUCAUUAGGACUUGUCAAAAGCAAAAAAAAACACACCGAAUCAGACCGUGUAUAUGAAAGUGCUUCCACAUAGAAUAAUUUGUGGGUGAUUGAGUGAGCGAAAAAGAAAACUUAUGUACAAAAUGCCGGAUCGGUUCAAAGUGACGAAAACGGAUGCACCCGAAAUUGAUGCCACAUACAAUACCAUUUUAAAGGAUGAAGAUGCUGUUCUCGGCAAACUGCUACCACCAUCAGCCGGCAACAAUGAAACCAGCGAAAAGAAAGCAGAAGCCACCGACGAUCAGCCAUUCGUUCCGAACAAUGAAAAACCAACGGAAUAUGAUCCCAAUUUGUAUCUGUAUUCGGAUGAGCUCGACACUCGCCCACGAGCAUCGACAUUUGUAUCGUCGUUUGUUAACUACCAAAAUACAAUUCCAGCCGCUACAGAUCCAGAUGCUAAACCUCCUCAACCUUCAGCUCGAAUGGGCACUCUGGUUGGCGUAUUUCUACCAUGCAUUCAGAACAUAUUUGGUGUCAUUCUAUUUAUUCGUUUAACAUGGGUCGUUGGAACGGCUGGUGCUAUUUGUGGUUUCCUCAUCGUUCUUUGCUGCUGUUGUGUGACAAUGCUAACGGCAAUUUCAAUGUCGGCCAUUGCUACGAAUGGUGUGGUGCCGGCAGGCGGGAGCUACUUCAUGAUAUCCAGAUCGCUGGGACCUGAAUUCGGUGGUGCGGUCGGGCUACUAUUUUAUACGGGCACAACACUGGCAGCGGCUAUGUACAUUGUUGGUGCCGUUGAAAUUGUACUGACGUAUAUGGCACCAUUUGCGGCGAUAUUUGUUGAUAUAGAUGAUCCAGAAAGUGCGAUGUACAACAAUUUUCGUGUCUAUGGUACAUUUCUACUCUACUUCAUGGGAACCAUUGUGUUUAUUGGCGUAAAGUUUGUGAAUAAAUUUGCUGCCGUUGCAUUAGCGUGUGUUAUUUGUUCCAUAAUUGCCGUGUAUGUCGGUAUUUUUGAUAAUUUUUAUGGCAACGAGAAACUUUACAUGUGCGUACUUGGAAAACGAUUGCUCAAAGACAUGAAGUUAGAAGACUGCCACAAAACGGUAGGAGGAUUCUUGCAUAAUACAUACUGUAACGCAACUACCAGAUUAUGUGAUCCAUACUACGAGACAAACAAUGUGACGGUUGUGAAAGGCAUCAAAGGUUUGGCGAGUGGUGUAUUCUUCGAUAAUCUUGGCGAUUCAUUUCUCGAAAAAUUCCAAUUCAUUGCGUACGGAAAAAAUCCAAAAGAUUAUGAGCGUAUGUCACAGUCUUACAACCAAAUUUAUGCGGAUAUCACGACAUCGUUUACCAUUUUGAUAGGAAUUUUCUUCCCAUCAGUGACUGGUAUAAUGGCUGGAUCGAAUCGUUCUGGUGAUUUGGCUGAUGCACAGAAGAGCAUUCCGAUUGGAACGAUUUGUGCAAUAUUGACCACAAGUACUGUGUAUUUAUCUUCCGUCCUUCUCUUUGCUGGCACUGUUGACAAUCUGUUACUUCGUGAUAAAUUUGGAGCAUCAAUUGGUGGUCGAUUGGUUGUGGCAAACAUGGCUUGGCCCAAUGAAUGGGUCAUAUUGGUGGGCUCAUUUUUGUCAACACUUGGUGCUGGUUUGCAAAGUUUAACCGGUGCACCGAGACUGCUACAAGCGAUUGCCAGAGAUGAUGUGAUACCAUUUUUAGCGCCAUUUGCCGUAUCGUCAAAACGCGGCGAACCAACCAGAGCACUUAUCCUAACGCUGGCCAUUUGUCAAUGUGGCAUUUUGCUUGGUAAUGUCGAUAUAUUGGCUCCGUUGUUGUCCAUGUUCUUUUUGAUGUGCUAUGGAUUCGUGAACUUGGCCUGUGCCGUACAAACGCUGUUACGAACACCAAAUUGGCGACCUCGUUUCAAAUUCUACCAUUGGUCAUUGUCGUUGUUUGGCCUAUGCUUGUGCAUUUCCAUAAUGUUCAUGACUUCUUGGUAUAUGGCACUGCUGGCGAUGACAAUGGCCGUUAUUAUUUAUAAAUACAUCGAAUAUCGAGGAGCCGAAAAGGAAUGGGGUGAUGGUAUUCGGGGAAUGUCAUUAACCGCAGCUCGAUAUGCUCUACUUCGUUUGGAAGAGGCUGAACCGCACACCAAGAAUUGGCGACCACAAAUUUUGAUACUGGUUAAACCGACCGAAGAAAAUCUACCAAAAUAUCGAAAACUAUUUUCGUUUGCAUCGCAACUGAAAGCGGGCAAAGGAUUAACGGUGUGCGUGUCAGUUGUCAAUGGUGAGUACACAAAGAAGUCAAACAAAGCGGCCGAAACAAAGCAAAAUAUUCGACGUAUUAUGGAAGAAGAGAAAGUCAAGGGAUUCGUUGAAGUUCUUGUCGCUCGCAACACCGUCGAUGGUCUGUCCUCAAUUGUUCAAACGAGUGGUUUGGGUGGCUUAAAACCAAACACAGUAAUUCUGGGAUGGCCAUACGGAUGGCGUCAAAGUGAGCACGAUCGCACAUGGAAGUCAUUCUUGGAAACGUGCCGUGUGUGCGCCGCAUCGCGAAUGGCACUCGUCAUUCCGAAAGGCAUCAACUUCUUCCCCGAUUCCACUGAAAAGAUUAGGGGCUACAUUGAUAUUUGGUGGAUUGUACACGAUGGUGGUUUGUUAAUGUUGUUGCCAUUCCUGUUGAAACAGCAUCGCACGUGGAAAAAUUGUAGAAUGCGCAUCUUUACCGUUGCCCAAAUGGAAGACAAUUCGAUUCAAAUGAAGAAAGACCUCAAAAUGUUCCUCUAUCAUUUGCGCAUAGAAGCCGAAGUUGAAGUCGUUGAAAUGAUGAAUAGUGAUAUAUCGGCUUACACGUACGAACGAACACUCAUGAUGGAACAACGAAAUCAAAUGCUUCGAGAGCUGCGCUUGAAUAAGAAAGAGAGCCUUGGUGUGGUGCAAGCCUUGGUGGACUUCAGCGAAGCAAGCGGAGAGGAUAGUCCAUUGGUACAAACUAUAGUCGACCAUCAUCAUGCCAGCGAUCAAAAACAAGCCACCAAAGUUCGCUUCUCCGAACCAGGCGACGAAAAAGACGUUCACGAUGAUGAUGGAAAAGAACAUGACACAAACAAAGAGGCCACCGAAAAAGGUUCAGUUGAAUAUGACACCGAGAAAGAAGCAGCCGACAACGGUGAAAAAGACUCGGACAGCAACAAUCUAAGCAAUCAUUCGUCGCCAAAUAAAUCCGCACAUAAUGCUAGCGAACUUAAUGAAAAAGACGAAUUGAAAUUGUCGAUGGACGCAUCCAAUGACAAAGAUUCAGACAAGCAAUCUGACAAUGAAGAGAAUCCAAAACAAAGCAUAAAACCAGACGAAGACAAUGUGCGUCGUAUGCACACGGCAGUCAAAUUGAAUGAAGUUAUUGUAAACAAAUCACACGAUGCCCAAUUGGUGAUUUUGAAUUUGCCCGGACCGCCAAAAGACACACGAUUAGAGCGAGAAAGCAACUACAUGGAAUUCUUAGAGGUGCUAACCGAAGGCCUAGAACGUGUUCUGAUGGUGCGAGGCGGUGGCCGAGAAGUGAUCACCAUUUAUUCUUAAGUUGACGUGGUAUCGCCGUGUCGCGCAACAAAACGAAAGUGGGGAAAUUGAGGAAAAAAUCAAACAACAACAAAAAAAACACUAGGAAAGAGUAAACAAAAGAAGGAAAAUAAAGUAGUAUGAAAAUGCGUAAACCGUGCGCGCACGAGACAACAUAGAAGGAAAUAAACAUUUGAACAGUUAACGUCGAACUAACAAUUUAUAUACACAUAUACAUAUGUGGGCCGCGAGCCGUACAUGCCAAAUCCAACUAAACAAACAAACAAAAAAAUCAACUAACCAAAGUAUAAUUAUUUUUAACUUUCCUUUCAAAAAACACACACAUACAAACAACAACAACAACAAAAACAUUUUUAAAUUAAACAAAUUUAAAAAGAAUAAAAAAAAUGGAGAAAACAAGCAGUCUUUUGCUUUGUACAAAAAAAAAGUGAAUAAACAAAUGAUUUAAAAAGAAAGAAAGAAAAAAAAUAUAUUUAAAAUAAACAAAAAUCUGUCAAACGUAUGUCUGUCGCUUCGACAGUGAGUCUAAUUGAAAACAACAACAACAAACAACAAUAUUUUAGCGUGCAUCUCAAACAAACAACAAACAUUUAGCAAAUUGAAUUUAAUUAAACAAAAGUUUAGCUCUAGUAAAAACAAAACAAAAAGUAUAAAGCAUAUUUAAAGCAAAGAAUAAACAAAAAAAUAUUUAGGAAAAUUAUUGAAUUAAAUCAAACACACACAACAGAGGAAGUUUAGCAAAAAAAAAAUGAAGUAAAUAAAUGAAUGAGAAAGUCGGGCGUAACAGAGAACCAGAGAGAAAUAUAGAAAAAGAGUGAGAAUAUUUCAAGUCAUGGAGAUACAGUUCGUGCCCUCACGGUAGAGUUAUUUCGCGAGAAAUAAUGUAUGAGGCCAGGAUCGCUAGGACACACACUCACACACACACACACACACACACACGCACUAGUAAACAUUUUCGAUUACUAAAAAUUAUUUCUCUACAUAUCUACGCGCGUCCCCCCUCGCAUGUUCUUCAUAGGCAAGUUUUAAUUUCCCAAUUUUGGCCACCCAUUCCCAUCUGGGAAUUAACACAACUUCUGAUUGCUCAUUGAAUGUUAACAAGAAACAAGGAUUUAAAAAAAAAUCAAGUGAAAUAUACCUCAUUAGUUUUCAAAAUGGAAUGAUUUUCGUUUCGGUGUAGCACGAAUGACCAUUAGUUAUUUUUCUGCAACAAAAAAUCGUUUGUUUUUCGUUUUUUUUUCCUAAAUAAAUGUGUUUUGAUGAAUCAAAAACAAAACAGGAGGAGAAUUAAAAGUGGAAGAAGAUUUAGAGUAAAUUACAAAAAAAACUUAACUGUGUACUGUGAGCGCACGCAAUAACAUAACCCGUUAAAGUACACGCGCGCACCGAAUAAAUGAACAAAACCAUAUUACUUAAUUUGUCCUGUGCCACUUAGUAAAUGAAUGUGAUUAAGGGGCUCGAGGGAGCCAGGUCACUUGGACUGGGGCAAACCAUUUAUGCUGAUGAUGGUGAACGCUAUACGUAGACCCUAAGAGACACAAGAAAUUUAUUCAAUUUUUAAACGUCGCCAUCAGUAAACACACCGUUACUCAUCACUCGCUGCCGUCUCAUCACAUUCAUUUACUGAGUUUUUGCGUGCGCACAUUUCUUUUUUAUACUAAAACCAAUGAUAUGAUGUUCGAAUAAGUUAACCAAACAAAAAAAAAUAUAUUUUUUAAAUUUUAAGCAAAUUUCCUCCACAACAAAAGAAAAAAACGAGUUAGUCGAACAAAUAAUUUUAGUUAUCUGAAAUGUUUAUGGGUCAGAUGUGACAAAAAAAACAACAAACAAACGUAUAUUAUUAUAUAUUUAAUAUAGUAUACAAUUCACAGCUAACAAUUAACACACAAGCACACAUACUUGCAUGCAAUACAAUAUGGUACAAUCGAGCAAUUGAAACACUCCAAGAACACUUGGUUGAGACCAGAAGAGAAAAAAAACCAAAAAAUCAAAGAAUUCUGUUGCUCCAGUUUUAGGUGAGGUAUGAAUGAUUAAAAUAUUCAUAUGAUGUUGGCAGCUGUCGAUUAUUUCGUCUACUUCAUUCAACUGUUUUUUCCUAUUUCGAAACGAAUUUUACGCGACGCUGUGAUAUCAUCACCAAAACACUUUACCGGAAUGUUACACAUCCGUACUGUAGUGUUCGGAAUGUUUUAGUCAUUCGACCGGUCAAGGUCUGACCGAUGCCCAAGCUUGAGCGACCAUCAACAACGUGUUUAUAUUUUGCGUCGAAUUGCAUUACUCACCGAAAUUCAGCCGAAAAUACAAUUGUAUGUGUAAUCAAAGUCUAUUUAAAAACGAAACUAGAUCCAGUUGUGUGAAAAUCGAUGACUUCAGAUUGGAACGCAACAUUUCGGACCAUUUUUUUUCUAUGAGCAUGAGUUUGACUUUUCCAGGAUUGACGACCUCUGUUUCAUAAAGGUUUUGUUUCUAUUUUCCCGUCCCAGGUUUUGGGAAUAAGAUUGAAUUUUGACAUUUUAAAUCUAAUGUUUGAAUUUGGUAGCUGCACUUGUCUACCAGUAUUCUUCAUGGUGAUUCAAGGCAAUUGAAUUCAGUCCCUUGCAAGAAAAGACGGGUACGAAAAGAGGUUAAUAUUUUUAACCAAAUGCCAUAGUUUGGAGAAUGAACAACGGUAAGAUGCUGAAAGACAUGGAAUGAUCACGCACACUGAUUAUGAUAUUGAAUCGCAUUUUAACACACACACACUCUUUAAAUAACCGAUCCUCUAGAAAUCUAUGAAUUUUUUCAUUCAUUUUUCCACCACAUUUACCUUGUCUGCAAAAUUGUGUUUUACUGCAAACAAAACUCAAAUCCAGUUAUCCAUUGAAUACUUAACCAAUUCUAACCCGUAGCAAUAGGCAUUGUUCAUUCGAUCGUUGGUUCGUUCAUAACAAUACUCAUAUUUUGUAGCCAUCGUCGUUAAGCCGUAGUCAGUUUGAAGCCGAACAAUUACUCCGAGUGAUAAUAAGCAGAAAUUCCAAAUAAAAAUUGACUUACGAAAAAACGCUAUUGUUUUGGCAGCUGUAAAUGAUUUUCAAUGGCUGCGUAGCGAGCAUGCUCUUACCUAAUUAUCUAUUGAUAAUGGCAUUUCAGACUAGGCUUAAUUCGAAACACGAUAUUUUCAAAUGAAAUCAAGGAUUUGGAAGAAAUAUGCGGAAUUGACUUCAAUAAACGCAUUCGAAAAACUUGGAAAUUAAAUGACUUCGAUAGAAGAUUUGGACAGAAAUGUGAAAUCAGGCUUCGAAAAACAUUGGAUUCCAAUCAUUAGAAACCGGCUUGAAGUAAGAAUUUUCAAUGGCGCUGAACAAAAUCAAGGCGCUAGUUUAAGAUUAUUUGAAAAAUGCAGUGAAAAUGUUCUGCAAAUUCUAGCUCAGCACGCCCAUUUCGUGUGUAAAAGUAUUUCCUUCUGAGCUUGUAUAUAUGGAGCAAUUCCACAUUCGAUGUUUCCAAAGUAGGAAGCUGGUAAGGUGUCUCCUGUACUUACCUAUUAUGUUCUUGUUCCAACAGUCAUUGGAUCCAUGCUCUGGGCCAUUUCAGUGCUCUAUGGAUCGAAGCCUAUUAGAUUCUGACCCCAAAUUUUUCAGAUCGAACUAUUGAAUAUGAACGUAAUUCAUGGGAAAACGAACGAUGUUUACAACAAUUGAGAACCUAUUCAGAAUAAAAAUUCGUCGAAAACCAAAACUUCAGAAAUAUUUUGCUACGAAAACCAAAUCCAUUGUCGAUGGAAAAUGUUCAUCGAUUCGAUGGGACAAUACCAACAUAAAACACCGUAAUAACUCUGACUAUUUCUUCUACUCUACGUAGAUAUACCGUUGAUAUUUUUUGCCAAACCCAUACACAUGCAAAAAAUGGUUUAGUGUUGGUAGUGAUAAAUCGUAAUUUAACCCCGUUUGCUAUUGUCGAAUGUAUAAUGGUUUGUUUUUUUGUUUGGUGUGUUGUUGAAUAAAACAUAUAAAUUAAUCGAUUGGUCAAUGGUCCUUCAGUUGUGUGUUUGUGUUUAUAUCUGACAAUGGCAAUGAUAUUCAGUCAGAAUGCAUUUUUCAUCGUGUCUACAAAAAAAAGCAACAAAACAACAACGGUCAUCCUGAAAAGAAAUUAAAACUCGUCCUUGUCACAUAAAUUGUGCGCGUUGAAGUAUUGUCGUGGUUGCACAAGUGUGAAUGUGUUGGUAUUUUUGGAAUAUAAAUUGCAUCGAGAAAAAAAAACUCCAUUGCCCAAAGUGGAUAUUCAUUAAUAUUUCAAUCAAAUAUUCCAUCAACUAAUUAUAUUGUAUCGGUCGAUUCGAUAACUCGCUCUCUCCCUCUCCCUCGACAGAAUCGCACCGAAAUUCCAUUAAAUAUUGAACAAUGAGAGCCAUCAAUUAUUAUAUUGUGCAAUUAACAUUCACAGUGUGUUUGUGUGUCUGUUUGUGUAUGCUGUCGAUUCGACAAAUUGUCGUUGAGCAGUGCACACAAUUGUGAUUGGGUCAGCUUUUGUAUUUAUGAGCCGAGGAUACUGAGCACGGCUGGUCAAUGCAAUUUAUCAACACGAACAAAAUGCACUUUAAAGUGAAUUUAUUCAUGCAAUUAUCUAUCUAUGUGCACUCGAAAAUGAGUUUUAUGCUCGAAAGGAGCUCAUUUAGAUAAACGAUACCAGCUUUGUUGACUCUGUACCAUACGCAUAUUGUGUGAACAUGAGAGGGUCAACAUUUUCAACAAUGUGAUGAUUGAAGAAGAAUGGAAGGAGAGAGAGAGAGAAUGUCUUUGACUCUUUUCAGACAAUUCUUCUUUAAGGUGUUUUCGGAAAUCGGAAGAUUUCCUCCAGAGGGAAUCGUUUCCUUUUUACAUUGCAAUGCCUCACUUUGAAAUUUGUUUGGAAGCAAAUCUUCAAGGACUUUCUGUCUAAUUCGCUUUUAGGAGGAUUAUUUCGCACGAAAUUCUUCGCCUAUUUGGAUUGGUCGAAGAUAUGCAAUCGAAAAAUUUGAUGAAGAUAGAGAUAUGCAAUUCAAAUUAGAAGAAGAAAACCGAAAUUCAAAAAAGAAUCUUAAGUUGCCUUCUAUUUGUUCGAACCCGUCUAUUAAUAAAACCCUUUUUGUUCAAACUCUUUUGUUUGGGUUCUCUCAUGUUCACAAUGUGAACUUCACAUCAUAGAGUUUGAACCAGAAAUAGAGCACUUUUUUUGUUCUAAACUGUUGUUUGUUAUCCUAUUCUAAACGCUGUUUAGACCAUGGUCUAAGUGAGUUGCAACUCUCGCGAGUAUCUCAAAAUUAGACGAUCUUCAAAAGGGGUAAAAAAAAAAAUUGGAUUAUUGAAAAAAAAAUAGUUCCGGAUCAAUUUCAAACGAGGUUCAAAACUUGAAAUUCCAAAAUAUUGCAACCGAUUUGUAAGAAUCGUUUCGAUUCACACAACUAAAGUUGAUACAAUCCAAUACCAAAUACCAGCCAUAAAACCGUUGCUGCAAGAGCAUAUACCACUAGCCCCACCUUGUGGCACCGAUAGUAAAAUCCUGUGUGUUACAAUGCAUUUUUCAACACAUUACAAUCGGUGCCACCAGGAUCUCCUGUGGUAUAUUGCUGUUGCAGCAACCUUGUGCAAGCCACACUCAUCUCACCGCGACCACACUCACUGAAUUGUCACACACACAACAUUUUGAAUGCCUUCCAAAGCGACAAAACACUUUGCAUCGAUACAUGGCGGCAAAGUAAGAAACAAAACAAAUAUCUCGUGCACACAAAUAGAAACGAAUGUAUUGGAAAUAGAAAUGUGUGGUAUUAAAUGAAUUAAAAAAACACAAUUUCAGAUAAAUAAGAAUGACUUAUGUAGAAACUACAACAUCAACAAAAUAAAGAAAAAAAAACUGUUUGAUUUAUAAAGAAUUUUAUCGAUAUAGUGUUAUAAGAACAAUUAAAUAGGAGUCUAUUUACAAAUAAAAGAAGAAACUUUAGGAGCAACUAAUCCUAAUCGAUUGGAAAAUAUAGUGAAAAAAAAUGAAAUCAAUUGCAUUCGAAUGUUACCUGAUUAAAAACAAACAAGAGAAUUAAAACAAAAAACAAAAUGAAACUUAAAACUAUAUAUAGAUUUACACUCACAUGACAAAUGGAUAUAUUAAAAAAAAAAAAAAACAGAAGAGAAAUACAUGUUAUUGACGAAAUGAACAAUCUACCGACAAAUGGAACAAACCAGAGAAAUUAUUUAGCAAAGAAAGAAAAAAAUGAAAAAAAAGGGAAAUUAUUUAUCUUUUUUUUAGGUCAUAAAGACAAGAAUAUGUUAAAAACUAUAUAUGAACUUCUAUUGAUUUGUUUUUACUGUCGUUUUUACACACAACACACGCGGUUUUUCAAUUUCUAUUUCUGUUAAAAUGCUGUUAUGUGUUGUUUGGCCCAGUUUGAGCUCUUUGUGCGGACCAAUGUUGACAGUGUAUUUCACAUUUAGCCAAAAUGAUGUUAUUUUUUUUCUUCUUCUUGGGGGCGAACGGGCGCAAAAUGCCAUAAUGGCUUUGAGACACGAGUAUAUGUGUUUUAUGUUGCGUCAAAAGCUUACGAGAAAAUGAAUGAGGCAGCAAAAUGUGUAAAUGAGUGGGGCCACCUCUUAUUAUUGGCCCAUUGGGAGGCUGGAAAUGCUGGAAAACAUAAGUUGACCAUUUACGAGAUAGAGAGAUGACGUGAUGAUACACAGUAUUUUCAAUACACACAUACGCAUCAACAGUAUGAUGGUUGUUAUGUUUUUACCGUGUAAAAUGGUCCAAUUCCAUCCGCACUGUGGAUGAAAUGAAAUCCUCAUUAUCAAUUCCAAAACACGUUCCACCGUCGUCGUCGUUGUUAUCGUAACCAAGGGAAAAAGUACUUUAUUUCUAACCACCCUACUCCUCCCUAACGAAAAGACGCAUCUUCGGCAUGACGACCAAUAUCUUUUUGGGGACUUGAAACUUUGCAUUUAUUUUGCAAAAUAACACAGCAGCUAUAUCACGCAGCGGACGCAUAAGAUCGUUUCGCACGCCAGUUGUUAUAGUCUCUAUCUCGUUCGACAGAACGAAAAAAAAGAAGUAAAACACAGCCACAAAGCUAUACACAAUCGAAAACGGAGGUAAUUUUAAAUUAUGAUUUUUCCACCAGAGAAAAAUAGAAUAUUUCCACUGAGAGCGAGACGUGUUUGUUUUUUUCUCAGGCCAAAUUGGAUGUUGGCCUUGUUUCCCUAUACACACUCAUACACAACAAAAACAACAUACCAAACUUCCGCAUUGACAAAGACAUUUGGGCACGCAAACAAUGGAGGAGACGAAAAAAGAAUUGAAAAUAAUCGCCUAUAAGAACAAAAAAAAAUGCAUUUGUUUUUCUUCGACAAGAGAAAAAAAAAACAAAAACAAAGAAAAAAAACCAACAAAAAGUGAUAUGUUAACGGAAGCAGAUUUUUUUAAUGGAGACAUGAAAGAGAAAGAAAGAGAGAGAAAAAGCGACAGUAGUUUCUAUCUAAAUGUUAAAUUUUCUUGAGAGAUUUAAUUCAAAAUGAACAACCACACCAUUAUUUACACUAUAUUAAAACGAAAAAUCGAAUCGGAAAAUGAAUUAAGAAAUUUAAAAAGACACAAAAUAGAUCGUAAACAAUCGAAUAAAAUCAAACUUUAACUAUUUAACAAAACAAAACAAAACUGAACUAAUAUAUAGAUAUAUAUAUAUAUAUAUUUAGAAGAAACGAAAGGAAUGAAGCGAAUAUAUAAUUAUAGCCUGUGUAGUGUAACACACAUUGACCCAAUGUGAAAUGUGAAUACGUUGUGUUUGCUUUCGAAAGUUCCGUUGCAUGCCAUCGGCUAAUUUGCCGUUGUGCAGACACAACGCUUCAAAAUUGUGCCAACACUUUGCCAAUCAAUUUCGAAAUGCAUUCAAUGUUGCCCCCAUUCGGACACCAACCAAACACGGAAUCCAUUCAUUUGGUGGUCAAUGUUUGUGUCUCUUGUGUGCAUGUGUGUUUGUGGCGGUUGGUUGAGCUAUUCAACAUUGGAAAUUGUUUGGUUGAAUUGUUUCGAGACACAAGCAAUACACCAACUCCAUACAUACACCACACCACACCACACCACACAACACCACACAGCAAUCUAUCAAAGAACGCCCCUGCAGCGACUGUUACUUAAACAAAUUGUGCAUGUAAAGAGAACAACAAACAACAACAAAAUGUUAAGCAAAUUUACUUGAAAUAUUAUUUUAUCAAUAAUUUUAUAUAUUAUAGUUGAAUGAAAGAUGAUGAGAUAGAAGAAGAGCAAAGUUUGGCGAGAAAAAAGAAACAGUGAGAAAGUGUUCAAUCGUCUGGUCAAGCCCGUGCAAUUUUUAUUCUCAAUCCCUCACACAGCAUUGUUUAACUUUAUCACCCCCCCCCACCUCCCCUUCCCCCCCACCCAAACUCUCCACAUCACAUUAUCGAGAAUUCUAUAGACCGCAACCAGCGUGAAAACAAACAGAAGAAUGAGAAAUACAAUUCGACUGCAAACGAUUUGUGUGAAGCGAAAUGCAAAAAAGUGUGAGAGCUUUUAUUUUGCACGAUAAUUUAGAAUUAAAUAUCAAUCAGAAUUCAUAAAUGCACCACACAAACACACACGCACACAGUGAUGAAUCUCAACGGAAUGGAAUAUCAACUCCGUCAUGCACACGAUAUACUGGAAAUGAAGUUCAAUCGUGUUGAAAUUGAGUUAAAUUGACAGCUAUCAACGGGAAAUACCGCAAAUUCAUCGCAUUUUGCCAAUAAAUCUCGUAUCAAAUUGAUCGUAAUUUUGCUCACUGUAUGUGUGUGCAUUUCAUUCUGGCAGUGUGUGGAUUUAAUUCGGAUGGAAUGUUCGAAAAUGCUUGAAAUUAUGGGAGUUUUCUUCGAAAAAAAAGGACGCAAAGAAACACGCUCUGUUCAACAUCUGUCGAAAUCAAAUAAAUCAAGCUCAUCACUAAUACCGACAUGUUGUGCAUGCAUUGGAUAUUAUUGCACACAUGACGUUACCACAUUGCAUUUCCCGGUGAUUUCAAGCGUUGCCAUAAAUUAUAGCCACAUACUUUGUAUGGAGCAUAGGUAUGCAAAUUCCAAUUAUCGGCUGCAUAAAUCACCUAUGCUCUCCUUAAUCUUCCUGUUUGUGCAUGGUGUUGAGAACAAGAGGUAUAGACGAAGCAAAAUUGAGAAUGAGAUAGAAAAGAUUACCACUGGCAUAUAAUAUACAAUUGUAUGUAAAUGUUCACUUUCAAUCAAAUAACCACACACAGAUGCUUACGCUUAAUGCACACAUUUCCACUUAUAUGCAAUGUGUGUGUUCGGUUGCACUUGGCUCAAUGAAUAGCAACCAACACACAAAUAUAAGUGUAUAUUUACUAGUAUGCUAUUCCGUAUCAAUCAUUCUCUUUCUGUAUUUGGUAGUUCUUUGUUGUUUUUUUUUCGUUUCUUUUCUUCGGCCUCUCGGCUACUGGGCGAUUCGAUAUUGACUAAACAGUUUCAGGAUUUGCGGAAUUUAAUCAAAUGUUUUUUUUUUCGUUGGUUCGGAAUUUCAGUUUAAACGCAUUCGUUAAGGAAAUCCAUAUUCAAUUUGAAUUUGAUACAAGAUUUGUUUGAUUCCCUUUGAAGAAUUCAAUUCUAUUUUUUCCUCGAAUAGAUUCGAAAUCUAAUUAAUUUAGUUAAAUUUAAUUUCAAAUCUUUAAGCGAAUUAGAAUUCGGAAAACAAUUCGAACUUCAAUUCGAAGUCAAGAUGGAAAACGAUAUUCGAAACUCGGAAUUCGAAUUUUGAAAAAUUUUCUUUCCAAAACAACAAUAGGUCACUAUGAGCUGGUGGCUCAAAUUCAAACUGAAACCCCAUAUUACAUAACGUUGUCAAAUAGCAAUCAAAUCAACACAUUCAAAAUUCGGUCCAAGUUCAAUGUUACACACACAAAACCUAUGGUGGAUCCUAUUUCUGGUGGUAUCCAUGUGCAGAAAUGGAAUAUGUUGCGGUUGGAUAAAUGGAUUUGCUGCCACACGAUAUACACACACUUCAGUAUAGUGUGUAACUUCAUGUGUGACUGAAUGUUUGGUUUUGAGUUCCACAUCAAAUUUGGUUUAUGAAACGACACAUCGGUUCGGAUGGAAUCAAAUUAAUCAAAUUACAUGCACUUAACAACGCAGUAGCUGCUAGUAUAGCAAAACCGAUAUAAAAAAUUGAAUCAAUGUUGAUGGCCCUGUUUUUUUAUUCACAAAUUCUAUUUGAAACUAGUCUGUCUUUACAUCGAUGUCCCGGUAACCGAUUUAUUUAUUUCAUUUUUAUUCACUGAACCCGGAAUAAAUUACUUCCGCAAUCAUCUAUUUUGUUCUUCUUUUUUUUUAAAUUACACUUUCCUCCCCCAAUUGAAAUGACAAAUCUAUCUAUGAAAAAAGAAACUAUAGUUGAUAUAAAUAAGCCAUCAGCCAAAUGAAAUAAAAAAAAAAAAAUUUAAGUAAAACAACAAUUUAUCGUAGUCGAAAAAUCGUAUGAAUAUUUAAUAUGUAAAAAAAUAUGUAGAAAAAUAACUCAGCAGCAAUAGUACGGAGACUGAGUAGGGAUAAAAAAAAGCAUUUAAAAAACAACUGACCAGUAAAGUGGAGAUAGUGUUGGAUGCUGGAUUUUAAAUGUCUAUGCGGGUUCGAUAAGGCAUUUAGGUGAAAACAACCAGAAGCAAAUUUUUGCCUCGGGUAAUGCAUGGGAGCUUCCACGGUGCGUUCACAGUUGGGAAACGUGUUUUCUAUUUUAUCCUUGGGAAAAUGGUUUUUUGGCCGGGGAUCUCGUGAAAACCACCCCCAGAGAUUGGUAAUUCGGUUUCUGGGAUUUUGAACAUGAUCCAACGCACUUAAGCAUUUGGAAUUUGGCAUGUUACACUAUCCAUAAUUGACUGGUGAACUCUAGUAAAACAAGAAAAAAAAAUCUAUUGAGAAUAAAAAAUGGUGACAAAAUAGUAAUUAGUAAAAUGAAGAGAAAAACACAAGUAGAUAAAAAUAAAAUGAAAUAGAAAUUAGAGAGAAGAAGAAACAAACAAACAAAUAAAAAAAAUCGUUAGCCUAAUUAGAGAAAUUCGCAAAGUGAUGGACGACGAGAGCACGAGCGUCCAGCAUGUAAUGUUUAAACGUAUUUUAUUUGCUCCUCAAACUGUUUUUUCUUCCUCCUCCUAAUUCCUUCUUACUCACUCACUAACUCACUUGAAAAAAAAACCUUUCGACUUUUUUCCUUCAAAACUUCUCGAAUUUGUUUCGGUUCCUCACGAGAUAUGCAAAUCUAUUUCAUUUCUUAAAAAAAAAACAACAACAAGACAAAAACAAAACAAACACAAGAUCUAUAUAUACAAUCGUUCUCUUAUACAGCUAAUUAAAAUAUAAGUGUGUGUACCAGCGUUGCGUCGCGUGUCGAAUUAAAUGUUUCCGAUGAUAUAGUAACAAUUUAAACAACAAACAAAAAAUGGAAUAAAAAAAUCGAUUUUUUUAUCACAAAACAAACAAACAAAAACAACACUUUUUCUUAAAUCAAAAAAAAAAUGUGAGAAGAAAGAAGAAAUGACAACAUUAAAAAAAAACAAUUUUAACGCCAGAAAGCCUAUCAAAUACUAUAAUAUACUCAUCCAUCGUAUAGACAAAUGUGAAAUCGAAUAAAAGUAUUAUAAAAAUUAUUAAUUAGAAUAAUAAUUAUUAACGAUGAUAUAUAUAUAUAUAUAUUUUCCACUGUUAUUUAUUUAUCGUACUCUGUUUUUUCACUUUUUCGACAUCGACACAUACCAAUUUCCGAUCUCGUUGAGACGGGACGAUGAGACUCGCCACUUAUGAGCGACGAGCACAAGUCAUGGAAUGGAGAGGUAUUUUGAAGGGGGAAUGAGAAUCGAUCCGUAAUUAUUCUUCUUUUUGAAGAUUGGAUAGAGCAAUGGAACGUCGCCGAUGGCUUGAGACAGAACAACAAUAACAUAAAACCAAGCGGUUCAACAUUCUCCAAUUAAAUUGCUCCUUUUCAUGCAAAUAUACGCUUUCAAAGCAGAAAUGAAUGAUUUUUAUCUUUGAUUCAAAUCUGUUUGAUUUGGCUGAACUUCAUUUCAAUGAACUUUGGUUGAAUUUCAAUUUUUUUCAACCAACUCCAUUUUAAAAUGUACGAUUUUUUUCCCCACUUGUGAUCGAUUUUGACAUGACUUUUUGGUUCAACUCUUGAUCAAUUCGAACUGUUUUGAACAGUGUUCAGCUGCUCAUGAACACUGUACAGUGUUCAACGAAUCACUUUCUCACAGAUCAAUUGAUCAAUUUCCCAACGGUUUUCGAUUCGAAUGAUUUUCAAUGAACAAUUUUCCACGUUCACUGUUCAACUCUUGUGUGUCCAACGAACGGCAGUCAUAUGGUGCAAAAGGUAAUCUCUUUGAAUUGAUGUGUGUAUUUUUGCAGAACAUGGGUUGUCAAUUUCGAUGAUGUUUGGGCUUUCGUCCAACUGUUUUUUUUAAAUAAAGAAAAACUCCAACAAACACGUAAGUUUUCCACACCUUCACACCGAUACUACCACCACCACCACCAAAAAAACAGUAUGAAAACUUUCCAAAUCACCCUCACACCUUGAAUAAACUAUACGUCUAUUCCUAAUUAAAGACAAUUUUUAAGCAAAAUUGGUUGAAUUGGUUAAGUCAAAUUACGACACAAACUAAUCAAAAAUCAAAAUUCAUAGCACUCAAUCCAUUAUAAUCCUAAAAUGUACUCAAAUUACCGAAUUUUAACAUCAAAUUUAAAUAUUUAAAGUCGAAAUAAAAUUACAUAUUCCCACAACAUUUUAAAAUCUCUAAAAUAAUAACAGUUCAAUCUUCAAUUGAUGGAAAUUGCUUCAGCUGUGUCAAAAUGGUUCCCUCAAUGUGAAUGAAUGUUGUGUUCCCUCAAUGUUUGAGGAGGUAAUUUGAGGAUCAAUCGCUUUAAAAAAAAAAAGGUGAAAAUUUGCACCAAAUUGCAUAAAAGAGUGAAAAUACUGCAUUUAAUGAGGCACGUGUUUUAAAAUUGUAUUGCUACGCCUGGUAAUUGUCAUCUAAAAUGGCUCAAUAUUAGAGAAGAAGAUAGACAUUAGACAAGCUUUGUUUACCAUUGUGUAUCAUUUUGUCAAUGUGAAUGGAGCGAGAUUUGAUGUGGAAAAAUUGCGAAUUGAACAUAAAAAAAAGAAUUGCAUUGAACAGGAAAGUGUGGCUCCUUUUGUACUCUGUUUGUUUCUUUCUUUUUCUCUUUCUCCCUCUCCCUCUCUCUCUCUCUCUCUCUCUCUCUCUCUCUCCUUUUCUCUUUUCUAUCGAACCAAGCGUUCAAAUUGAACCAUACAAAAUCUGAAGAUAUCACAAGAAAGUUCUUUUUCUGUGCCAUCCACACGAUUUCGUGAGCGACGAUGACUAAGAGCGAGAGAGAACAUUUGCAAUAUUGACAUAUUUUAUUGGUCGCAUCAUCCGAAAUUGCCCAUUUCGUUUUCAAUUUCCGCCAUUCUCAUAUCACUCGCAAGCACGCACACACACACACACAUUUCAAGACUGUACGUCGCCAUCUCCGUUUAUUUUCUCUCUCGAAGAGUAGAGUUAAGAAAAACGGCCACAUUUUUGCACAAUUUAUGGUUUUAUAUCACAAGUUUUCCAUUUUAAAUUUAUUUAAAUAGCAAAUGGAGCGAUUUUUUCGGCCGUUUGAAUUGAUCAAUGUUGAGUUUCUCAAAUCUACACUCGAUGUGAUGAAUUGCUUGUGGGAAUUGCCCCAUAACGGUUUGAAAGGAAGACAUUCUUGUUAAGGGAAAGGAAGACGUUUUUCGUAAUUGGAAAAAAUCUGAUUUCUCCGAAGCCAAACUCAGAAAAUCGAGUAUCAAAACAAGCGGAAAAGAAAUCGAAAAUUUUCAUUGAAAACCGUUUAGUUUGAGCUAUGCAACCAACCAUGUCUAUUCAUUUCAAUUUUGCCGACUGCUACCAAGAACCAAAACUCCAUCGGAAUCUUUUUUACACUUAGAACAUUUAUUUUCAAUUAAAUUAAGCAAAAACAACAACAAAAAAACAAGUUCAAUGAUUGACAAACAAUCAAUCGGCUCUAUGUUGGCUAAAUGAAGAUGCUAUCAACUCGCCGGCACCGACUUAAGACCGAAAAAAAUUGCACAAUCAGCAUUAUAUUUGAAUGAUGGCGCUAACAAAUAGAGACAUAAUGUCUAACAAUUUCUAGCAAUGUUCGUUAGAAUGUUCGUUCAACAAUGGUUCUAUGACACAUCAGGCAUUGUAUUCUAUUUUAUUGUACUUUAUUGGCCAAUUCAGUGCUACAUUUUUCACAAAAGCAGCGGGUUGAUUUCACGCUCAUUGCCCAUCGCAGCUCCAAAAAAAAAACCACAAAAAAUGAUAAUCAGAGUUUAGGACAAAAUUGUAUUUCUAGUUAACUAAACACGCAAAAAAACGUAGUUCGUAUGACAUUCAACUAAAAAAAAAACUAGGACUAUGAACGUAAUAUAGAAUUUAAAGUAUACAAAAAAACGGCACAAUUAUUUUGCCAAACAAGAGAUGAAAAUAUCGAACAAUUUGUUUAAUUUUUAACAAUCUUAUGAUGUCGACGGCAAAAAACGGGCUGUUCUUUUUUCGUGUUAAACGUCGACCUCAUAAUAAGACGUAGUUUGUUGAAUGAGACACUCUGAGGAUGGACAGUGGACACACACACACUCUCAACUUUUAUAUAUAUUUGGCCGAAAUCCCAGAUAAUAAUGGACGAAGAAAAAUUAAAAUCUCAUAUGGUAUUUCAGUUAACACUUAUGUAAAAUUUAUGUUUAGAACAUUAGAAAUUAUUUCUACUUAAUCAACAACAGAUAGUUUACCAACAAAUACCAAUCCAAUUAUCCAACAACGUGUAAGCAUUUGAAGACAAAACAAUAUACAACAACAAAAAAGAACAUGAAAGAAAUCAAAAAUAUGUUUAGGAUUACGCAAAAAAGCCGCCACUUGAGCUGAUUCUUUGACCAAACAACCAACACAAAACAAUAUUCAAGCAUCAAUUUUGGUUGUAAAUUUUCAAAAUCGCAAUAGAUAUGAAUUGAAUUGAACAAUUGCCGAUUUUAACACGAUAAUUUACUCCAACCCGGAGUUAGUCGCAUGUAUAAAUUCUUUCUUUUGGCAUUCAUUUUGAUGGAUUUUCAUGGGUGAAAGCCAUUUUUUUCCCAAAAGCCAUUAGAAUUUAGUUUUCAGAUUAGAAAAAGAAGAAAUUUUUGAACAACUGUAUGCAUAAAAUAGUGUCGAUUGGCUGAGCUCAAAUACGCGACCAAAAAUUUAUUUUAAGCAGAAAUGAAAAGCGUGAGAUCAAUACGUUGAUAGAUGAAUAGAAUGCUAUCAAAGAAAGUUUCUUUGAAAGGAACCUACGACGAGAUGAUUUUUAAAUGCAUUUGCAAGUGAUGUUAAUUGAUGUGAUUCAUCCUCAAUUCUUCAGUGUUAUCGGGAACUUUGUUCUGUUCUUUUGCUUAACUCACAUGCGGAAUAAAAUUCAAUCAACCAAUUCAAGCCAAAUAAAAUGAACACAAAAAAAAUAAAAUACCAAUUCUAUUGUGUGUUGAGCGCACAUUAACCAAUUUUUAAUUGAGGACAAUGAAAACAAAAACGUUUUAAAAAAACCUGGGCGACCUGAAACUUAUUAGCUAUAUAAUAAUAAUUUAAUUUAUUUAGAUAAUUUCCAUAAGUACAUCUUUUAGUUUGGUUUUAAAUUUAUCGAUUGAUUCUUCAUUUCCAAUAUUAACAGGCAAGCUAUUAACCCUCAACUGCAUAAGCCCGCCUUUUGGCGGGCAUCAUUUAAACACCUGUAUAAUGUGAAUCGUAAGGCGGAUGACAUUGCUUCAAGAGGAAUUUUUAUUAGUCAAUGUUUUUUCUUUAUUUUUGUCUUUGGCGUCAUUUGUCUAUGUCGUACGAUUGGUGAGUUAUAAACAAAAAUGUGCACGAAAACGAAAAUUUGACAAAAUAAAUUAUUCGGUUUCCAAAUUAGACAUAUUUUUGACACUUUUAAACAAUGGAUUUCAUUGUUCUCUGACUUAUUUCUAUCGCAUUUCCUGACUAAACCAUGGGAAAUCUAGGAUUAUGAAUAUUUUUUUCGUUAUCUAUGGCCAAAAAUCAACCAAAUACCAGUACUCCCAGUCCUAGGAAAAAUUCAUGCAGUUGAGGGUUAAAUAGGGAAAUCCCUUUAUAAAAGAGUGAAUUUUGGCUACAUGCUUUGGUUGCAUUUAUCAAUUCAAUGUUGUUGCGGCUUCUUAAUGUGUUUUUCCUUAUAUUUUGAUUAUUAUAGACUAUUCGUUCGGUUAAAUAUUGCGGUGCAAAUCCCUUUGUAAUUUUAUAAAUGAAAAACAAUGUAUUAAAUUUGAUUAGCUGCUCAACACUUAAAGCUGAGUUACUGAUUUAUCUUAAUGAAAGACAUUUUUAAAAUAACCAACCGAAUUCCUAUCCAUAUUUAUAAAUAUUAAAAGAAAUCUGUAUUGCAACAAGUGAAACCAAAAAGACAAAAUGAAAAAAAAAAAACAAAAUUUGCAAUUGCGAUCGACAAGAAAUUGUAUUUUAAAAUCGUGUAUAAAACACACUAAUGACUAAUAAUUUCACACACACAAUUUACCAUAUACACUCACACACUCUUAUUGGCUUAGAAAUAAUUAAAAACAAAACAGAACACUAAUAGCAAAUUAGCUUUGAAUAUGAAAAUGAAAUGAAGAAAAAUGUCUUUAACUGAAAAUGGAGGCGGUCAAUGUAUUCGGAAAUUUUGCAUAAAAACAUGUUGUUCAAAAUGAAUAAAAUUCGUUUCGGCCUUGGUUUUCAAUUCACAA
Sitodiplosis mosellana (orange wheat blossom midge) is the source of this 22901-nucleotide messenger RNA. It is a transcript of the gene kcc, whose product is annotated as solute carrier family 12 member 4. The record is from RefSeq and is a predicted model, not a curated record. Gene Ontology annotation, biological process: cell volume homeostasis; chemical synaptic transmission; potassium ion import across plasma membrane. The transcript is spliced from 24 exons. Bases 2673 to 6116 code for a protein of 1147 amino acids. Gene Ontology annotation, cellular component: membrane. NCBI's taxonomy places the organism in Eukaryota, Metazoa, Arthropoda, Insecta, Diptera, Cecidomyiidae. Gene Ontology annotation, molecular function: potassium:chloride symporter activity.